Fusarium sp. VM40 is the source of this 927-nucleotide messenger RNA. The record is from the annotation of a GenBank genome assembly. NCBI's taxonomy places the organism in Eukaryota, Fungi, Ascomycota, Sordariomycetes, Hypocreales, Nectriaceae.
AUGUCUCGCCAAAUUCAACAACCCUCCAACCAGAUCAAACUCACAAACGUCUCUCUCGUGCGCCUCAAGAAGGGGAAGAAGCGCUUCGAACUCGCCUGCUACAAGAACAAGGUCCUCGAGUGGCGAUCCGGCAUCGAGACUGACCUUGACAAUGUCCUUCAGAUCCCAAACGUCUUCCUCAACGUCUCAAAGGGCCAGACAGCGCCCCGCGAGGACCUCGACAAGGCCUUUGGCAAGGGCAAGUCCACAGACGACAUCAUCCUUGAGAUUCUGAAGAAGGGCGAGAUGCAGGUCGGCGAGAAGGAGCGCGCGGCGCAGACGGAGCGAGUGCACAAUGAGGUCGUCAGCAUAGUCGCGAGUAAACUGGUCGAUCCGAGGACCAAGCGAGUCUACACGUCUGGCAUGAUCGAGAAGGCUCUUGACAUGCUCAGCUCACAGGCCCAUACUGCCACACCCGACAGGAGUGCUGCUGGAAGUGCUACCGGAACACCUGCGACGGGUGAGGCUGGUGAGGCUAAGCCCCGACCCCUCCACCACUGGACUGGUGUGAGUACGACAAAGAGCGCAAAGAGUCAAGCUCUCGAAGCCAUGAAGGCUCUCAUUGCCCACCAGCCCAUUCCGGUUGCGAGGGCACGCAUGAGGCUCCGUAUCGCCUGUACUACCAAUGUUCUCAAACAGGCUGUUAAAGGAGCAAAGGCUGCCAGCAAGGAGGAGGACAGCGAGCAAAAGGCUAUUGGUACAGUCAAGGACAAGAUCCUGAGCUACGUUGAACAAGUAGAGAGCCAAGAUGUCGUUGGCUCAGAAUGGGAAGUUGUGGGCUUUGUCGAGCCCGGAGCCUUCAAGCCAUUGUCUGAUUUCAUCGCCAACGAGACCAAGGGACAAGGACGAGUUGAGGUUUUGGAUAUGGCUGUAACACACGAGGACUGA